Messenger RNA from Dovyalis caffra, 1251 nucleotides. The record is from the annotation of a GenBank genome assembly. NCBI's taxonomy places the organism in Eukaryota, Viridiplantae, Streptophyta, Magnoliopsida, Malpighiales, Salicaceae.
AUGAACCGGUGUUAUCUAUGUAAUUUCAGGUCUGGAAUGUCCACUGGUAGGCCUCAUGCUCGUGUACUGGAGAACUUGAGCAUGGAUAUUUUUGAUAGAUUUUCUUAUUCGUUUUUCUCAGCUGUUGUCUUUUUUCUCAUAUUCGCCCAUGCAGAGGCAUAUGACUAUUUGGACCCAACUGGGAACAUAACACUCAAAUGGGACGUUAUGUCAUGGACUCCAGAUGGUUAUGUGGCAGUGGUGACAAUGACCAACUUCCAAAUGUAUCGUCACAUCAUGAAUCCUGGCUGGACCGUGGGAUGGACAUGGGCUAAGAAAGAAGUCAUCUGGUCGAUGGUGGGAGCUCAAGCCACUGAGCAAGGAGACUGUUCCAAGUUCAGAACGAACAUCCCACACUGUUGUAAGAGGAACCCUACAGUUGUUGACUUGCUUCCUGGAGUACCUUACAACCAACAAAUUGCCAAUUGCUGCAAAGGCGGUGUGGUAUCAUCUUGGGGACAAGACCCUUCAGCCGCAGUUUCUUCCUUUCAGUUGAGCGUAGGACGUUCAGGUGCUACCAAUAAAACGGUGAGAUUGCCGAAGAACUUCACUUUGCUUGGUCCAGGACUAGGCUACACUUGCAGCCAAGCGAAAAUUGUUCCAUCCACGGUUUUUCUCACUUCUGAUGGCCGUCGAAAAACUCAAGCAAUGAGUAAGAGUGAUUCGAAGAUUCGGAGCGUUGUAGGACUAAACACACCAACGAAAGACAACACCCCAUUACUGCAGUGCACGCAGCACAAUUGCCCUAUCCGCGUGCAUUGGCAUGUGAAGUUGAACUACAAGGAAUAUUGGCGAGUGAAAAUUUCCAUCACCAAUUUCAACUAUCGCCUGAAUUAUACACAGUGGACGCUUGUUGCUCAGCAUCCAAAUCUCAACAAUAUCACUCAAGCUGAGUAUUUCUGUACGUAUAAUGAUUAUGCAGAUGACUCUGGAAUGUUUUAUGGUAUGAAGUUCUUCAAUGAUAUCUUAAUGGAAGCCGGGCCAGAUGGAAAUAUCCAGACAGAGUUGAUUCUCCAGAAGGAUAAGAACACAUUCACAUUGAACCAGGGAUGGGCUUUCCCCAGAAAAGUCUACUUCAAUGGGGAUGAAUGUAUGAUGCCCCCUCCUGACAAUUACCCGUAUUUACCAAGCUCUGCACCAGCAAAUGUGAUUGCAUUAUCAACUCUUAUUUCUGCUGCAUUUUUGCUUCUGGAGUUGCUAGUCUUUUGGUGA